AUGUUUUUUCAAGUAAGUCUUAUCUUCACAAACAUCAGAGCUGGCACACAGGGGAGAAGUUGUAUUCCUGUUCUAAGUGUGGGAAAUGUUUUUCAAAGAAGUACGACCUUUAUACACAUCAGAGAUCUCACACGGGGGAAAAGCCAUAUUCCUGUUCUGAGUGCGGGAAAUGUUUUUUUCAAAGAAGAAGUCAAAGCUUUCCCUACAUCAGAUCUCACACAGGAGAAAAGCCAUAUUCCUGUCCUGAGUGUGGGAAAUGUUUUCGUGCUAAAUUCAGUCUUCAUGUGCACAAAAGAACUCACACGGGGGAGAAGCCAUAUUCCUGUAUUGAGUGCGGGAAAUGUUUUUCAGUGA
Messenger RNA from Staurois parvus, 354 nucleotides. NCBI's taxonomy places the organism in Eukaryota, Metazoa, Chordata, Amphibia, Anura, Ranidae. The record is from the annotation of a GenBank genome assembly.